Messenger RNA from Cydia amplana, 1576 nucleotides. Its product is annotated as 5-methylcytosine rRNA methyltransferase NSUN4. Gene Ontology annotation, biological process: RNA methylation. Gene Ontology annotation, molecular function: RNA methyltransferase activity. Lineage: Eukaryota; Metazoa; Arthropoda; Insecta; Lepidoptera; Tortricidae. The record is from RefSeq and is a predicted model, not a curated record. Bases 50 to 1576 code for a protein of 508 amino acids. The transcript is spliced from 10 exons.
GCGUAUAACCUAAAAAUUGUUCUUUGUUUUUAUUUAUUACAUUAACAAAAUGCUAUCUGUUAUAAAUAAUUGCAAAAAUAUUCACAUAAAUGCAUUACUAGUACAACAAAUAAGAUACAAAUCCAAAACACAUUGGGCUAAAUUAAAAAAGAAAACUAGUCCAAAGUACAAGGCUCAGAAUCACUUCGACGAGUUCUAUGGGUCGGUGUUCGGCGGGAAAUGGCCUCCGAUGAAGGAGGCGAUGCUGCGGCGUUCCAAAUACGUAGCUGUUGUCAACAACUACGGAGACUCCGAAGAAACUAUUGAUUUCCUCACCGAGAGAGGUGCCCACUGUCUCAAAGCCCUCAUGUCGGUACAGCAAGAGUUCCACAAGCAGUACCCACCCACACCCAUGCACACAGACAAACAGACAACCAGCCUAGAACAGUACACAGCCAAAGUGCAGUCGGACGACAUAUCCAGCAUAUACCCUGAAGACAACCUGCCCGAGAAGCUGGAGCUGAGUGAUAUGACGAUUAGAAGUAGCGAGGAGGAGAAGGAAGUUGAGAAACAGUCCUCUAAAAACCUGACCCUAGAGGAAUCCUUGGCCAGCGCGCAAAUGGACAUGUCCCGCAUCAUCGACCCCUCGAUGGGGGUCACUUCUGAAGCCCUGUACCAGUAUGUGCCAGCCACGCAGCUGAAGGGCAUGGAUGAGUGGGUGCCGGAGUCGCUGCACUAUUCUUACUAUACUAAAGAUAAAGACUUCCCGUUGGCAAUAGAGCCGGAGACGGAAUUCAGUUUUCCGGAGCACCUCAAAGUGUACACUUAUGAAAUGGGCAGCGAGUGGAACAUGUUUCCUGAACCAAAGAGAUGUAAAACUAGUGUAAUGAACUAUUAUCCAAUGGACUGUGGCAGCGUGCUAGCAGUGCUAGCAUUAUGCUUGUCCCCCGGCGACCGCGUGCUAGACCUGUGCUCGGCCCCGGGAGGCAAGGCGCUAGUGGCGCUACAGACCUUGUUACCCGACGUUAUAGUGUGCAAUGACUCGUCAAUUUCAAGGACCAACAGGAUCAGCCGCAUAUUCCGUGACUACUUGAUCGACUUCGACACGAGCAACUCGUGGCGCGAGCGAGUCGUUAUAUCCACGCGCGACGGACGGGAAUUUACUGACGACCAACGCUUUGAUAAGGUAUUGGUAGAUGUGCCGUGCACGACCGACAGGCACACAAUGAACGAGGAUGAAAACAACAUCUUCAGACCGGAUCGAGUGAAGGAACGUCUGCGUAUGCCGGAGAUGCAGUCGCAAUUGUUGACGAACGCCUUGAAGCUAGUCCGAGUGGGCGGGGCAGUAGUAUAUUCCACGUGUUCGCUCAGUCCCGUCCAAAACGACGGCGUUGUCCACAUGGCUCUUAAGCACGCAUUUGAAACGCAUGGUGUGGUCGCCACUGUCAAAGACCUAUCCGUGCCCUUCGCGAAUCUGGCAGGCACGCUAUCACUAGCCGCUGGGUCCAUUGCGCCGCGCUACGGGCAGCUGGUCACACCCACGAACGAUGCCAACUUCGGGCCCGCCUACAUUGCCAGGCUAGUCCGUGUCAAGUAA